AUGUCUGAUUUUGUUUCUCUGUAUAAUCAUCAUGUUCCUGAUAUUUCUUGUUAUUUACAUCUGACUUGUGUAAUCUAUAUUUCUUGUCACCACCAUCAGAUUUGCGUGACCAAUGUUUUAUAUCAUCAUCAUCAUAGUCGCCAUCGGUGUCGAUGUUUCUUUUCUUCCUUAUCUGACCAGUGUUCUCUAUCAUCAUUAGAUCGGUGUCGAUGUUUCUUUUCUUCCUUAUCUGACCAGUGUUCUCUAUCAUCAUUAGAUCGGUGUCGAUGUUUCUUUUCUUCCUUAUCUGACCAGUGUUCUCUAUCAUCAUUAGAUCGGUGUCGAUGUUUCUUUUCUUCCUUAUCUGACCAGUGUUCUCUAUCAUCAUUAGAUCGGUGUCGAUGUUUCUUUUCUUCCUUAUCUGACCAGUGUUCUCUAUCAUCAUUAGAUCGGUGUCGAUGUUUCUUUUCUUUCUUGUCUGACUGGUGUUCUCUAUCAUCAUUAAAUCUGUGUCGUUUCUUUUCUUCCUUGUCUGACCAGUGUUCUUUAUUAUCAUUAGAUCUGUGUCGAUGUUUCUUUUCUGACUGGUGUUUUUUAUCAUUUGACCUUUGUCGAUGA
Molecule: messenger RNA, 597 nt
Organism: Acanthosepion pharaonis
Lineage: Eukaryota; Metazoa; Mollusca; Cephalopoda; Sepiida; Sepiidae
Source: the annotation of a GenBank genome assembly